UGCUUUUAGGUCAAGUGAUUUCUGAACUGCAGUGAGAUGCUUUGAAUUUGUCUUGUUGCAGCUCUGAGCCUGUAAGAUGGCUGUCUGAAUCGGCAGCGGCUGGGAGAGACAGAGAGGCGGGGAGGGAGGGAGAAAGAAUUGGAGGGAUUGCCGGCAUAGUGCAUGUUUUUAAAUGUGCAUCGAAUCCGAUGAAGCCAACGUUGGGAUUUCUCUGGGAUACCAGGACUGGCUUAGCUGCGUUUUUGAUGAGACUAGGAGAGGAAGGCGAUGGGAAAUUCACUGGGCUGUGUUAAGGAGCCGAAAGAUUCACUAGCUAUUCCUGAGAAGGCUCCCAUAUCUCCUAAGAAAAGGGUUCGGUUCAAAAGGAAGUGGAGGGGGAAGAAAACCCCUACUCCAGAGGUGUCUCAUGAGGAAGAACCCUUGGAAGGAACCAGAGUCAUUGAAGAGACGGAAACCCAACCGAAGUUAACAGUGAGUCUCCAAAAGGAGGAAGGAGCGGGAGGGGUAGAGCAUCCCCCCCUAGACAUUUCACUGCCUCAGAACUCGGCCCCCAGCUCAGGGGUGGGUGACCAGGGGAUGAUCGUGCAGGUGAAGGAGAGAUUCCAAGGGGAGAUCCAGACUGCUCACCUUUUGUUAGAGAAUGAGUCAUCGGUUGCCAGAGGGGUCUGGGAUUCCCUGGAAGAGGGGAUGACUGUCAUCGCUCACCUGCUAGAUAACCCAGCGGAAAGGAACUGUGAGAAGUCAGUGAGCCAGCUGGUGGAAUUUCCGAGGCCAGCAUCAUGCAGUAGCAGGGCUGUGCUGCUGGCUUUGCAAGGGGAGACUGCAGGGGGGAAAGGAGGGGCUCCACUUGGACUUCGGAGCAGCACUUUCCCCAGGACGGACCACCCUGCCGUCGCAGGGGCUCAAGACCACCUUUCAGAGGGCUGGCCUGUGGGGGCAGGAACCACGGCUCUUGGCAGUGCCCCUCACACAGGUUCCUGGAUUGCAGAGCCUUCUGUUCCUUCAUCCCCACUGGACCCGUCGAGAGGCCACAGAUGUACAGAAGCCCCCCAUGUGGGUCGAGUGCCCCCCCAGGGUCUCAGACUGCCUACUUCUCAGAGUGAUUUAUCCAUCAGCGGCAGGACUGCGAGCGUUUUGCCCUCCUCCUCUGGCUAUGGCAGUGACGGGCCACAUUUACAUGGGGUCCAACUUAGAGACACAGAACCUGAAAAGAGCUCCACAUCCUUCUCGGAAGAGGAUGGCACCCUUUCUUUGGAGGCAAGUCACACCCCACUGUGGGGUCUGGAGGAGGUGGGUGGGCUACGUUCACGUUUGGAUUUCUGGCCCUCAAACUUGUUAAAGUGGAGUGUGCUAAACAGUGAGGAUCUUGGUGCUACUUCUCAAGCUUACCUGUGCCGCGUACCGGGAGUUAGUGCCUGGGUUUGGCAAACGGAGUCUAUUUCAGGUCUGCCCCGUGAUGCUUGAAACCAAGUCUUUUGUUGUCUCUGGGGAAUCCCUGAUUCCGGGUAACCACACAGCAUAAUUGCUCUAGCUAUCUGGUGGAGUUAUCUUUCAACGUGCAGUGCUAGGUAGCACUUAACUUUCUCAGGCAGGUCUGUUUAUCAGCUUCCCUGCUGCAGGAAGUUGUGGUGUAGUACAAAGGACGAGGGGAGGCCUGGCUGCAUCUCCUAAGUGAGUGUGGAAGGCGUGGAAAGUGUUGAAGGGAUUCGGGGUGAGACAGUUCUCACCGACGUGAUUGUUCUGCUUCCCUAGAGAGUGAUGUUCUUAUGAGCUGAUGUAAUCCUCCUCCUGCGGGGACACUGCUAAUGACAA
Molecule: messenger RNA, 1812 nt
Organism: Callorhinus ursinus (northern fur seal)
Lineage: Eukaryota; Metazoa; Chordata; Mammalia; Carnivora; Otariidae
Source: RefSeq, a predicted model, not a curated record